Molecule: messenger RNA, 774 nt
Organism: Darwinula stevensoni
Lineage: Eukaryota; Metazoa; Arthropoda; Ostracoda; Podocopida; Darwinulidae
Source: the annotation of a GenBank genome assembly
CUCUUCCAGAUCCAUGCACUUCAAAUUUGAAAAAGACGUGGAAUUCAUGGAUAUUCCAGGAAAGCGCUUCAUUAUUCACCCUAACUCUGUCGCAUCUGAAGUAGUACUUCCCGAAAACGAAUGCUUCUGUGUCGAAGGCGAUUGUCUUGGAGCGGGACUCCUGGAGGUUUCCAAAUGUCUUCACGGGAAACCCGUCGUGAUGUCCAGUCCCCAUUUCUACGUUCCCGAAGAAGCUGGAGACUCUGGGUUCAAUGAAUCCCUCAUUCACGGAAUAUCACCCUCGAAGGAGGCACACGAAACCAUCGUCGACAUAGAGCCGAUCACCGGCGUCAUCAUCCGAGCCGCCAAGAGGCUCCAGGCCAAUAUUAAAGUGCGAAAAGUUCCAGAUUUCAAUACAUUCGAAAAUUUCCCUUCCAUGGAAUUACCUGUUUUCUGGGUGGAAGAGAGUGCCAAACUGGACGAGGAAUCUGGGAAAAAAUUGUACGAUAAAGUGUUGGGAACACAAAAAUACAUGACCAUUGGUUCCUGGGUGGCUUUUGGGCUUGGGAUCGUCCUCAUGAUAGCCGGUGGGAUCUGGGCCAUUGGGAGCCGGAACAGGGAAUAAAUUGCUCUCCGCUUCUCUCCAAAAGUGAGAGGCAGCAAAAAGCAAAUUAUAUAACUCUAGUGAACAGUUCUUGUCGAAUGAACAGUUCUUGUGAAGAGCAUAUUUAACAGGAAGCACUGCUAUUUAUGGAACCACAAAUUCUUGAAUAAAUAAAAGAGAUGGCUAUCCGA